AUGGAAAUUGAACUACCUGGUGAACAAGAUAAUCGUUGGGAUGUUUGGGGUUAUUGUGUUGGUGAUAUUAGAGAUGGAGAUCGUGUAAAACACUAUCAAUCGGAUCCAUUUAAUUUAGUUGUAACAGCUGGAGAACCAGUUAGUGAACCUAAAGAAAUACCAUCAGCAGUCAAAGAGG
Molecule: messenger RNA, 178 nt
Organism: Trichobilharzia regenti
Lineage: Eukaryota; Metazoa; Platyhelminthes; Trematoda; Strigeidida; Schistosomatidae
Source: the annotation of a GenBank genome assembly